Ilyonectria robusta is the source of this 2143-nucleotide messenger RNA. Its product is annotated as amino acid permease/ SLC12A domain-containing protein. Gene Ontology annotation, molecular function: amino acid transmembrane transporter activity. NCBI's taxonomy places the organism in Eukaryota, Fungi, Ascomycota, Sordariomycetes, Hypocreales, Nectriaceae. Gene Ontology annotation, cellular component: membrane. The transcript has 4 exons. Gene Ontology annotation, biological process: amino acid transmembrane transport. Bases 347 to 2026 code for a protein of 559 amino acids. The record is from RefSeq and is a predicted model, not a curated record.
UAUUCGUUCUAGAAGCUUUGAACACCUGCAGAACCGUCCAGGCACGGAUCCGCCGACGCGCGUGUGGGUCGUGAUAUUUUUCAGUGUUGAAGAUUGGCUCAACACCAUCUCGUAUGUCGCCACUUUCGGCGCCAACUUCGCAAGCAGCUUAGCCAGUAUCCACCAUUAAUCCACCAUCAGCAGACACUUUACCAGGAAGAAGAUCUGAUGCCGUAAUUGAAGCGAUUGCGCAAUCGGCGUUGAAAAAUCAAAUCAGGACGUGAUAUAUCUUUGACGGCCGCUUCGAGUUUCCCUUUCUCUUGGCAGAGAGUCUCUUUUCUUUUUCUCCAUCAAAACAGGUUCCAUCAUGGAGAUCAAUUCCGUGACGAGCAAGCCGGCGCGGCAGCAGGACCCAGAUGCCAUUCAAGAUGUUGAAAAGACGGGUCACGACGACAACGCAGACGGCGCCAGCUUCAAGCAAAUGCCGCAGCUCAACGUUGGAGGACACGGCGCAACUCAACGCCGGCUUCGAAACUACCAGGUGACGAUGAUUGGCUUCUGCAGUGGCAUUGGCACCGGUCUCUUCGUCGGCACGGGAGCUGCGUACUCCAAUGCCGGACCGGCUGGUUUAUUCUUAGCAUACGCUGUGGUGGGAGCCGUUCUCUGGUGCGUUAUGCAGAGCAUCUCUGAGCUGGCCACGGUAAUUCCCACGGCUGGUUCGUUUCCUCACUGGGCUACCCGCUUUAUUGAUCCCUCGGUUGGCUUCUCUCUGGCUAUCUCCUACGGUUACUGCUACACCAUCGCCAUCGCCUCCGAAGCGUCUGCUGCGGCCGUGUUAGUGUCCUACUGGUCAGACAUUUCGCCUGCCGUGGUCAUUAGCAUUUCCCUCGUCCUGAUUUUGGCCAUCAACCUCUGCAAUGUCCGAUUCUACGGAGAAACAGAAGUCGUCACCGGAGCCAUCAAGGUCAUCUGCUUUGUAGGCCUCGUCAUCGUCGCCAUUGUCAUCACCGCCGGCGGAGGUCCCAGCGGCGAGGCGAUUGGAUUCCGGUACUGGAACAACCCCGGCGCCUGGGUCGAGUACAAUGGAAUCAAGGGAUCGACUGGCCACUUCCUCGGCUUCCUCUCCGCCUUUGUCAAUGCGUCUUUCUCCUUUAUUGGUGUUGAGACUGUUGUCAUCAGUGCUGCAGAGUCGGUGGAUCCUCACCGCGCCAUCCCAAGAGCUGCUGGCCGUGUUACGUACCGCAUCGGCUUCUUCUACAUCCUCGGUGCCCUGCUGAUCGGACUUAUCGUCGACCCCCGCAACGCAGAUCUCGUUUCUGGCUCUGGCAACGCAAACAGUUCGCCCUGGGUUAUUGCCAUCAAGGAGGCUGGAAUCAGCGCCUUGCCUUCCAUCGUCAACGCGUGCAUUCUCAUCUCGGCUUGGUCUGCUGGCAACUCUUACUGCUGGGUCGGUUCUCGAAUGAUCGUGGCCAUGACUACGGACAGACAGCUUCCUCAGAUCUUUGGCCGCACGAACAAGAGCGGUGUGCCAUAUGUUGCAGUGAUUACUGCAUGGCUCUUCGGGCCUCUCGCCUACUUGAGUCUUGGAAGUGGUGGUGCGUCGCAGGCCUUCACCUGGCUGCUUAACCUCAGCACUGUUGCCGGCCUCAUCGCCUGGUCUACGCUGUGCUUCUGCUACAUCCGCUUCCACCGUGCACUCAAGGUCCAAGGUAUCAGCCGAGACUCUUUGCCUUGGAAGUCGCCUUUCCAACCCUAUACUGCCUGGUUCGGAUUCAUUGGCUCCGCCAUCAUCACUUUUGUUGCUGGAUUCCCGGUGUUCCUCAAGGGCAACUGGUCGACUGCCGACUUUAUCGCAUCUUACAUUGGAAUCCCCAUUUUCAUUGUGCCGAUUAUUGCUUGGAAGAUUGUUUACAAAACCAAGUUUGCUCGUGCUAAGACUAUUGACGUAUGGUCUGGUCGGUACUACGAAGAAGAAAAGGAAAAGGUCCCGAAGGAGCACAAUGGAGCUUCUCGAGUUGGCCGAAAGGUUUUGGACUGGGUGGUGUAAAAUAAUACUGUUUUCGGCCGUGGCGGUAAUACCUCUCGAUGGGAAUUGUUGGAACAACAGCCCUCAAUUAGAAUUAGACGAUACAUUUUUAGGAUAGAAAAAAGUCUUUACCUUUAG